GGAUCGCGGGUCCGUGAGUCGAGGUUCAUCUCGCAAAGCCAGCCAACGUCAUUCCCGGAUCGCACCUUCUUUUCUCUCCUUUAAUGCCUGCCUACGAUGCGCCGCCGCCGACCGCCUCCACCACGGCCACGCAGCCGUACGCGCUGAACUCGCUGCCGCCCACUCUGUCCUCGACACUUCACAGCCCACCCUCGGAUCCAUCGCGCCUCGCGCCCGAAGAUGCCUUUUACGCGCAUUCACCUCCGCGCCGCCAGCGCGCGCACAGCCCGCUUGGCAUGAAUGGGGCCGUGGACGGCGUCGACGCGCUGCCCGUCCAGGGACGACUGCUGGCGGGCAUCGAGACGCGCAGGAAACGCGAGAGGGAGCGCGGCCGCAGCGGGAGCAGGCGCCGGAAGGGGGCCUGGAAGAAGCUGCUCUGGGUGAAACAAGCGUAUCCCGAUAACUACACCGAUGAAGAAACCUUCCUCGACCACCUGCAGCGCAACCCGCGCUUGCAGCCUUACGAGUUCUGGCCUCUCGUCACCGACUCCACCGUCAUUGUCCAGCAUGUCUGCUCCGUCACCAUCUUCCUCUGCUGCUUCACCGGCAUCAUCCAAGAGCGCGUCUCGCCCGUCACAAUUGUGAGCUGGGGCUCCUUGGGUACCGUACUCGGCUGGGUGCUGUGGGACUUCUGGGUCGGACAAGAGGAAGCUGCCGAAGUGGCAGCAGCGGCCGCCGAGGCGAAGAACGAGACGCUUGAGGCCGACGGUUCCAGCUCCACCAGCUCUACCACGAGCUCCGCGCCGACGCCUGCUCCAGGUCACACAAAAGACUCGCUGGGUCUGGGGUUGGUGCUGCCGCAAACUGGGAGCGCGCCUAAUCGUGGGCACAUGAAGAGCGCCAGCAUCGCUUCUAUGGGGUCGAAUGCUUCUGCCGUUUCGGCUGUCUCGACAGGCCACCCGACGGGCGCGCCGACUUUUGCGACCUAUCGUCCCCCGUACGGCGAGCCAGUGUCCUCGCUCUCGCCGCGGAAUCAGCAGCGCUUGGCCACUGUCAAGUCUGCCAUCUUGAUCUACUGCGCGUUGUUGGGUCUAAGCCCGAUUCUCAAGUCGCUGACGAAAUCUACGACUAGCGAUUCCAUCUGGGCCAUGAGCUGCUGGCUAAUGUGCAUCAAUGUCUUCUUUUUCGAUUAUGGUGGUGGCGUUGGCGCAAAAUUUCCAGCCUCUCUAUCCACAAACGCCGCUCUAAUGGCUUCUACCGUCCUCGCAUCUAGACUCGAAUCUACCACGCACGUCUUCUCGCUUACUCUCUUCUCGAUCGAAGUCUUCGGACUAUUCCCCGUCUUUCGCCGUCACCUCCGCCACAUUUCAUGGCACGGCCACCUCAUGCUGACAAUCCUCCUGGUAUGGGGAGCCGGAGGUGGCGUUGUUGUCACAGUGUCCGGCGGCGGGUGGAAAGCGGCCCUGGCGGGGAUCAUCCUGGGCAGCAUUCUCACUGGGCUCGCCGUGGGGACGGGCGCCUGGUGGCUGAUCGGGCUGCAGAAAUACAAGAACGAAAUCCACGGCCCCUGGGAUCCAGCGCGGCCGAUUAUAAGAAGGCGAUGGGAUUGAGGCGGCGCGACGAGGACGCAAAAUACAACGGAUCUUUCCGCUGCUUGUAAUCGUCGAGCGUGCAGGCUCCGCUCGCGGGCCAGACGUCGGUGGUUUUGGUCCGGUGGACUAGCUCUAUGGAUGCAUGGUUGGUCUUGCGCAAGUGCUCGAGCGAAA
This is a messenger RNA of Aplosporella prunicola CBS 121167, 1745 nucleotides long. RefSeq lists its product as uncharacterized. Lineage: Eukaryota; Fungi; Ascomycota; Dothideomycetes; Botryosphaeriales; Aplosporellaceae. Gene Ontology annotation, cellular component: membrane; glycosylphosphatidylinositol-N-acetylglucosaminyltransferase (GPI-GnT) complex. The record is from RefSeq and is a predicted model, not a curated record. Bases 84 to 1589 code for a protein of 501 amino acids. Gene Ontology annotation, biological process: GPI anchor biosynthetic process. The transcript is spliced from 3 exons.